Molecule: messenger RNA, 639 nt
Organism: Danaus chrysippus (African queen)
Lineage: Eukaryota; Metazoa; Arthropoda; Insecta; Lepidoptera; Nymphalidae
Source: the annotation of a GenBank genome assembly
AUGCUACGAUGGUACCUAGAUUGCAGUAAAGCCGGGGCGAGGGGUACGAGGAAGAGGGCAGUGUCCCUCAUUGAUCGCAAGCCGCGCAGCAUCCCCGCGCCCCGCCUCCGCUUGACACAACCACAAAAUUCAACACUCAAAAUUGCAACCGUCGGAUUUCGAACUCAUCUCAUUCUUAACCCCAUUAGAGCCGUAACUGAUUGGAAUGAAUGUAGUGUAUUAUCCUCGUUCUUCAAUGAUGUCGCCGGAUGGUGCAAAAAGCGGCUGAUGAACGCGCGGCGGCGCUUGAAUGGGCGGCGGCGCGGUGUGGUGCGGAGUGGUGCGGUGUGGUGUGGUGCGGCGCGGCGCGUUGCUGCGACGCCUGACGCGGCUGCGCGUCGACGACGCCUCCGCCAGUCCGCACACCGGCGGCUCCGCUGCCCCACGGUCGGCCGCACUCCGCUGAACAACAAUGCUCAAAAACACAACGUAACUAGACAGACCCAGCGGCGGCGCAGUCGGCGAUGCUCGAGGAUCGGACGGCACGCGUGGCCGUCGAGAAGCGGUCCUGAACAAAAUUUAAUUUAUGAAAACCAUAAAAGAAUUAAAUUUGAAGCUGACCGUAUUCGACGGAACGGUAUAGAGGGGUGUGCGGCGUAG